AUGGCUGAUAUCGUCACCGGCCCCGUCUCCAUCCGUUACAACUUUACAUCCUCCAACGUCCCUGGGGCCUACUAUGGAGCCCUACCUGAACUCCCCACGGUGACGCUCAGCGUGCCGAAUGGGACGGUCAACCUCGAGUUCAACGCUACGGAGGAGGACCUGGAAGGAAGCACUUGGGACCAGAUGCAGACGGUCUACUUUAAUCAUCCGGACCAUGAGAGCGUGUUCCCUUUCGAGACGGGCUAUCAGUAUCAAGAGUCUUUCUUCCUAGGCAACUAUGCUCUCUACAACAUCUCGCUCGGCUCUCAAGCCGAGUUCUCCGCCUCGGCCGGUCCGAUCUACAUCAACGAGUCCGUCUACAUCUUCGCACCUGGCGACAGCAUCGUCCUCCAAUACAUCGAGUUGAGCGCGGACGGGUCGACUCCAACAGGUCGACGGGCGUUCAGCCAGAACAUCACCUUGGUCAAGAACGAGACCGAGCCGAUCACGACGACCUUGGGUUUGAGUGAACAACGGCCGGGAGGGGCAGAGACGAUGAGUGAGACGAGGAGCGUGUUGACGACCACUCGCCUGCCGCCGAGUUCGACGUUCCCUUGGACCGCCCAAGUCUUGCCCAUCACAACCACGACGAGCGCGGGGACGAGCGAGAGCUCUUCUGCCGGGGCUAGUGGUGCCGCUGCAACAACGCCAGCGAAUACAGGAGACAAGUCGAGGACGGUGUCAAAGUUCUGGCAGUCUCGAUUAUCUGUUGUGUUUUCUUUGAUACACCCUCUUGCGGUAAACGCUGUACUACAUGUCCUCUCAAUGUCACGCAUAAAUCGAUCAUUGCCAGCACCUGACGAGCAGUUGUUCAUCGAGGCGGCUGCAGAGUCGUCCGACUUGAAACACCAAGGAACUGGUCAAAUGUCGAUUGAGGGAAGCCUGGCAAUUACAAAACCUUUUGGUUUCAGAUCUACUGUUGUGCUGGAGUCGAUCGUCUAUGUGCACGUGAACACUCAACGAGGCCACAUAAGGAUUCUCGAGGUUGCGACGCUGUUAUUCGCAACGCGACGUGCUCCGCGAGACUCGACCGUCGAGGCGAAUCGUAACGCUUUCAAGUUGCAAGUUGAUUGCCGAUCACAGGUCGAGACGAGCCGAGGGGGGAGCGAGGAAGGGCAAUGCCCGGGGAUCAAAGCUGGCACUCGCACAACGCAAAGAUUGAGCAAUCUCGCCAUGCCUUCAUCCGCCGCGAGCACCCGAUACCCAGUGCCCAAUCUAGACGAGAUCGCAGGUGCAACGGAGCGACAGGACUACCAAGCGACACUCAACACGGUGACCGGGAUCUUGGGCAGUCACAACAGCCAUAUCUACCUCGACGAUGAGCAGCGUUUGCGAGGUCACUUUGGGGCUGUGACACAUACUCCCGCCGUGGCUGCAUCGUUCUUGCAGCUCAUCGGCGAACUCUACAAGCUGCCACUCGAUCCCAGGCUUCGAGAAAUCGUGAUCUUGGCAACUGGGAGUCAUCACAAGGCGGCGUAUCCAGCCUAUGUACACGCCGAGGCGGCUGCGGACCUGUCCGACUUGGACCCCGACUUCAUCGCCCAAAUUUCGCGGGGAGAGAAGCCUGAGGACCUGUCGGAAGCCGGUUCGGCAGUGUACGACCUCGCUCUGGCAUUGGUGCGAGGAGGCGGACCGCUGUCCGACGAGCUGUUCGAGCGGGUCAAAGAGGUCGUGGGCCAGGAACAGACCUUGUCGGUGAUCCAUUUCGUGGGCAUGUACUCGUAUAUCAACGUCGUCUGUAAUGGUGUCGGGUCCGAGUCCGGGUCCGGAUCGUAG
Messenger RNA from Filobasidium floriforme, 1815 nucleotides. RefSeq lists its product as uncharacterized. NCBI's taxonomy places the organism in Eukaryota, Fungi, Basidiomycota, Tremellomycetes, Filobasidiales, Filobasidiaceae. The transcript is spliced from 5 exons. The coding region runs from base 1 to 1815 and encodes 604 amino acids. The record is from RefSeq and is a predicted model, not a curated record.